This is a messenger RNA of Tinamus guttatus (white-throated tinamou), 662 nucleotides long. It is a transcript of the gene ANAPC10, whose product is annotated as anaphase promoting complex subunit 10. Gene Ontology annotation, cellular component: anaphase-promoting complex. Lineage: Eukaryota; Metazoa; Chordata; Aves; Tinamiformes; Tinamidae. Gene Ontology annotation, biological process: anaphase-promoting complex-dependent catabolic process; protein K11-linked ubiquitination. The record is from RefSeq and is a predicted model, not a curated record.
AGAACAGAAAAUAUGAGGAAUUAUGGAUCACUAAUCUUAACUUUGAUCCUCUGAAACAUUCUGGGGAGAAAUGACUACGCCAAACAAGACACCACCUGGUGCUGAUCCAAAGCAGUUAGAGAGGACUGGUACUGUUAGAGAAAUAGGCUCACAAGCAGUUUGGUCACUGUCAUCCUGUAAACCAGGUUUUGGAGUGGAUCAGUUACGAGAUGAUAAUCUAGAAACCUAUUGGCAAUCAGAUGGCUCACAGCCUCAUCUGGUGAACAUUCAGUUUAGAAGAAAAACAACAGUGAAAACUUUAUGUAUUUAUGCAGACUACAAAUCUGAUGAAAGUUACACUCCAAGCAAAAUCUCUGUCAGAGUAGGAAAUAAUUUUCAUAAUCUCCAGGAAAUCCGGCAACUUGAAUUAGUGGAACCAAGUGGCUGGAUUCAUGUUCCUUUAACAGAUACUCAUAAGAAGCCUAUUCGCACAUUUAUGAUUCAGAUUGCAGUUCUAGCUAAUCACCAAAAUGGAAGAGACACUCACAUGAGACAAAUCAAAGUGUACACCCCAGUGGAAGAGAGCUCUAUUGGUAAAUUUCCUAGAUGUACAACAAUUGAUUUCAUGAUGUAUCGCUCCAUAAGGUGAACUUUCUUGAUGAGAAACAAUAAAAGUUCUCUUG